This is a messenger RNA of Sycon ciliatum, 753 nucleotides long. RefSeq names its product putative nuclease HARBI1. The coding region runs from base 1 to 753 and encodes 250 amino acids. The record is from RefSeq and is a predicted model, not a curated record. NCBI's taxonomy places the organism in Eukaryota, Metazoa, Porifera, Calcarea, Leucosolenida, Sycettidae. The transcript has a single exon.
AUGCGGGCAUCCAUCACCGUGGAGAUGCAAGUUGCUGUACUCUUGCAUUAUGUGAGUGAUGAAGGCCGCCUGAGAAAAACAGCCAACGCCUUCGGUAUCUCCAGAGCGUCAGUGAGCAUCAUAGUUCGCCGAGUAUCGAAGGCGAUCACGCUAUGUCUUGGCCCCAAGUACAUUGUUUUGCCCACAUCGGAGGAAGCAGUGGGAGACCUCGUCAAGAACUUCCACAGACAGCAUGGCUUCCCACAGUGCAUCGGUGCAGUUGAUGGCACGCAUGUGGACAUCAAGCAGCCGCAGGAUCAGUCAACUGACUAUAUCAACAGGAAGGGCCGGUAUUCCUUAAACGUCCAGGCAGCAUGUGAUUAUCGCUAUUGCUUCAUGGAUGUAGUGGUAAAGUGGCCUGGGAGUGUCCAUGAUGCGCGUGUGUUCGCUAAUUCCCGGCUGAACCAGUUCCUGAAGGAGGGUACGAUUCCUCCUUGCCCCCGAAAGCUCCUGGAUGACGAGAAUGCCAUCGGUGUGUUUCUGCUAGGCGAUCCGGCCUAUCCACUGCUGCCCUACAUUAUGAAGGAGUAUGUUGGCGGAGGCUCCACCUGUCAACAACAGUACUUUGGCCUAACACUCUGUCGCUCCAGAAUGGUCAUUGAGUGCGCUUUCGGCCGCUUGAAGGCACGGUUCGGUAUGCUUCGCCGAGCAAUGGAUGUCAAUAUGGAUGACUUGCCAUCCGUCAUCUAUGCUUGCUUUGUUUUGCAUAACUAG